This is a messenger RNA of Pteronotus mesoamericanus, 4030 nucleotides long. Its product is annotated as aldehyde oxidase 2-like. NCBI's taxonomy places the organism in Eukaryota, Metazoa, Chordata, Mammalia, Chiroptera, Mormoopidae. The record is from RefSeq and is a predicted model, not a curated record. Gene Ontology annotation, molecular function: iron ion binding; FAD binding; 2 iron, 2 sulfur cluster binding.
GCUGGUGCCAAAGAGCAUUGCCACUUAACAGCUGUAAGGUGGAAACUAUUUACAGAUGCAAUGCCAGUCGAGAUCAGAUGAGCUGGUUUUCUUUGUGAAUGGAAAGAAGGUAAGUGAUAGGAAUGCGGACCCAGAAGUCACUCUGCUAACCUUCCUAUGAAAGAACUUAGGCCUCACAGGAACCAAGGACGCCUGUGGAAGAGGAGGCUGUGGCGCCUGUACCUUGAUGGUGUCUAAGUGUGACCCUGUGUCCAAGGAGAUAAGGUACUUCCCCACCGCCGCGUGCCUGGUGCCCAUCUGCUCUCUGUAUGGAGCUGCUGUCACCACGGAAGAAGGCAUGGGAAGCAUCAGAACCAGGCUGCACCCCGUGCAGGAGGGGAUCACCAAGAGCCACAGCACCCAGUGUGGACUCUGCGUCCCUGGGAUGGUGACAUCCAUGUACGCGCUGCUCAGGAACCACCCACAGCCCUCAGAGGAGCAGCUCAUGGAAGCCCUGGGGAGUAAUCUGUGCUGCCGCACGGGGUACCGGCCGCUCCCCGACAGUGGGAAGACCUUCUGCGUGGAAUCAAAUGGCUGCCAACAGAAAGGAACAGGAAAAUGCUGCUUGGAUCAGAGAGAAGAAGAUGAUUCUUCCUUACGUGGCAGGAAUAGCGACAUUUCCACAGAGUUAUUUACAAAAGAUGAGUUCCAGCCCUUGAACCCUACCCAGGAGCUCAUAUUUCCCCCAGAACUCUUGAGAAUGGCAGAGGACCCAGAGAAAGGAAACCUGACCUUCCAUGGAGAGAGGGUUACCUGGAUCUCCCCUGGGACCCUCACGGACGUCCUGGAGCUGAAAGUGAAAUACCCCGAAGCCUCCUUCAUCCUCGGCAACACCUCCCUGGGACCUGCAAUGAAAUCUCAAGGACAUUUUCACCCAAUUCUCCUCUCUCCUGCUAGGAUUUCUGAGCUGAGUAUUGUGUCUACAACAAGUGAGGGACUGACAAUAGGUGCAGGCUGCGGUCUAGCCCAGGUGAAGGACACCUUGGCUGAGAGGGUUUCCGAGCUCCCGGAGGGGAAAACUGAGACAGACCAAGCCCUCCUGAAGCACCUGAGGAGUCUGGUGAGCCAGCAGACCCAGUGCUCCUUAGGGGGACAUAUCAUAAGUCGGCAUUGCUAUUCGGACCUGAAUCCAAUUCUGGCUGUGGGCAAUGCACCUCACAAUAAAUGUCAUUUAUCCUCAACAGAAGGUACGCAGCAGAUUCCUCUAAACGAAUAUUUUCUUGCUGGGUUGGCAAGAGCAGACCUGAAGCCUGAGGAAAUUGUGCAGCCUGCGCUCAUCCCUCACUUUCGAAAGUGGGAAUUUGUGGCAGCCUUCCCACAGGGUCAGGGUCAGGGUCAGGGUCAGCAGAACGCCGCAGCCGAUGUGAACGCCGGCGUGUGGGUCCUCAAGGAAGGCACAGGCACCACCGAGGGCCUGAGCGUCGCCUACGGAGGGGUCGGGGCGGCCACCACCUGUGCUCACGGAUCCUGCCAGCAGCUCCGAGGGAGGUGAUGGAAUGCGCUGAUGCUAGAUGAGGCUUGCAGGCCUUUGGAUGAAGUGUCUCUCCCAGGCUCAGCUCCAGGGGCCAGGGUAGAAUUCAAGAGGACUCUGGUGGCCAGCUUCUUCUUCAAGUUCUACCUAGAGGUUCUGCGGCAACUGAAGAAGCUGAUCAGAUUCAAACCAGACUGCCUCCAUUCUCUUGAAGUUUCAGACCUAUUCCCGAGUGCUCUAGAAGAUUUCCCGGCCACCGUGCCUCAGAAAGUCCAAAGGUACCAGAAUGUGGAUUCUCACCAACCCCUCCAACAUCCAAUGGGAUGCCCCAUCAUGCACCUGUCAGGUCUUAAGCAGGACACAGGGGAAGCCAUGUCUUGUGAUGACAUCCUUAGGGUGGAUAAAGAACUUUCCAUGCCUUUGGUGACCAGUACGAGAGCCCAUACAAAAAUCACAUCAAUUGAUUUUUCCAAGGCCCUUAAACUGCCCGGGGUGGUUGAUGUGAUAACAGCUGGAGACAUUCCAGGCACCAAUGGCACUAAAGACAGCAAAUAUUUGGCUGUAGAUGAGAUAUGGAAAAUGCCUUUCCAGAUGACUGUACUGUGCGUGGGCCAGAUCAUCUGUGCUGUGGUUGCAGAGACCGACAUACAGGCGAAGGGUGCAAUUGAGAAGAUAAAGAUCACCUAUGAAGAUCUGGGGCCUGUAAUCUUCACCACCGAGGAUGCCAUCAAACACAAUUCAUUCUUAUGCCCUGAAAAAAGACUUGAGCAAGGAGACAUUGAGGAGGCAUUUGGAAAAGUCGAUCAAAUUGUUGAAGGAGAGGUCCACGUUGGAGGACAGGAACAUUUUUACAUGGAAACACAAAGAGUGCUUGUUUUUCCAAAGAGAGUGGAAGAACUGGACAUUUAUGUGUCAACACAGGAUCCAUCCCACGUGCAAAAAACAAUGUCUUCUACUUUAAACAUCCCAAACGACAGGGUCACCUGUCAUGUAAUCCAAGUGGGUGGAGGUUUUGGCGGGGAAAUAGGAAGACCAUCUGUUGGGGCUGCUGCCUCUGUGGGCGCUAUUAAAACUGGCCACCCCAUUUGUCUUGUUCUUGAUCAUGAAGAUGACAUGUUAAUAGCUGGAGGAAGACACCCAUUGUUUGGAAAAUGUGAAGUGGGAUUCAUGCACAGCGGACGAAUGGAAGACCUAGACACUGAGUGCUUCAUUAACCGAGGGUGCACUCUAGGAGACUCAGAGGUGACAACAAAAUUUCUUUUAUUAAAGCUGGAAAAUGCAUAUAAAAUCCAAAACCUCAGGUCCCAGGGCCGUGCAUGUAUGACCAAUUUACCAUCCAAUAUGUCCUUUCGCAGGUUUGGUUUCCCACAAGGAAUCCUAGUAAUAGAAUCUGGCAUAGCAGCUGUGGCAGCUAAAUGUGGUCUUCUGCCAGAAAAGGUUAAAGCGAAAAAUAUGUACAGAACUGUUGGUAAAACCAUUUACAAACAGGAGUUCAACCUUGAGCUCCUUAUGAGAUGCUGGAACGAAUGUCUGGACAAGCCUUCCGGUGCUGUGCUUUCUGAGCUCAAAGUUCUCAAGGCAGCUGCACUCGUUCAUAUCUGCACAGACGGGUCUGUGUUGGUCACACAAGGAGGCAACGAACUGGGACAAGAUAUUCACACCAAAAUUCUACAGGUGGCCAGCCGUGAAUUAAAAAUACCCGUGUCUUGUAUACACCUCUCUGAAACAAGAACAGCCACGGUGCCCAAUGCAAUCGCUACGGCAGCAUCCAUCAUUUCAGAUGUCAAUGGCAGGGCCGGGCAGGAUGCUUGUCAGCUCCUUCUGAAACGCCUUGAGCCCAUCAUUAAGGAAAAUCCAGAAGGCACAUGGGAAGACUGGAUAAAAGCUACUUUUGAACAAAGAAUCAGUCUUUCAGCCACAGGACACUUCAGGGGCUACAAGGCCUUCAUGGACUGGGAGAAGGGGGGGGUACCAUUUCCUUACUGUAUCUAUGGAGCAGCCUGUUCCAAGGUUGAAACUGACGGCCUGAUAGGAGCUCACAAGAAAAUAAGCACAGACGUUGGCAUGGACGCAGGUAGCAGCCUCGGUCCAGCCAUCGACGUCGGGCAGAUUGAAGGUGCGUUUAUUCAGGGAAUGGGCCUCUAAACCCCUGAAGAGCCGAAAUAUUCCCCAGAAGGUGUCCUGUACUCGCGAAGCCCAGACGAGCACAAAAUCCCAACCAUCACGGAUGUCCUAGGGGAGUUCAAUGUCUCCUCGUGGCCGUCGUCACCAAACCCACUAACCAUCUAUGCCUCCAAAGGCCUAGGGGAGUCCGGAGUGGCCCUGGGGUCAUCUGUAUUCCUUGCCAUCAUUGAUCCUGUGGCCACAACAUGCAGGGAGAGAGAAAUAGCUGAAGACUUCCCAGUGAAGAGCCCAGCAACUCCAGAAUGGGGUCGAAUGGCCUGCGCGGAUCAGUUCACACAGGUGAUCCCAAGAGAUGACCCUAAGGCAUUUAAACCUUGGUCUAUCCCUGUAGCAUAA